UCUCUUUCGAUAAAGAACUAUGUUGAAGUGCAGGCGCUAAGAUACGGGGGUCGACUUUUAAGAGUUGAACAGUCGAACCAUAACUACUGGUACUGCUCAAAGACAAAUAAUUAUUUUCUAUACCUGAUUAUGCUAAACUUGAAAAAUUGUGCGCGAGUGGUGUGUUAAUUUUUAUUUUCCCCUUUUUUCCUGUGUUUAUUUAUUUUAUUUAUAAGACACUCGAGGAGAAAAUGUUAAAACGGACCACAAUUGCUCGGACCACGCUGUCCGUUGCUGUUUGUGCACUAUUUAUAGGGAGCUAUAAUCAUGGUAUUAAUGGAUUGCAGUAUCAACCUCUGGAAUAUUACAGUGGUAGUGGAGAAUGUGCCCUAGUCCUCAAUGGUCCUGGAAGAACAAGCACAUUUGAUUAUACUUUCAAUUUGCUUCGAGGAACAUACCCACCGAAUGUUGGUGGACACUCGUGCAUUACUUACGAGGCAAUAAACCAUGCCUAUCUCGAAGCCAAAAAACGAAUUCGCGUUGCCCAACCCAAAACGAAUAUUUGGAAACCAGAAGAAUUGGCAACAGUCGGAGAACUUCUUCUGGAUAUUUCCACUCAGAUCGCCCAAAUGUAUGGUCUUACAAGAGAAGAAAUUGAAACACGCCUUCCUCUGAUCGAUACAUCCAAGACUCUUAUUUACGACGUGUGUCCACCUUUCUUAAAAGAUGUAGAGUGUCGAGCUGGUAAAUAUCGUCGUUUCGAUGGACUCUGCACAAACUUGGAGAACCCUACAUGGGGCGCAUCGUUAUCGCCAUUUGCGAGAUUGCUGCCUCCGCGUUUUGCUGAUGGAAUGUCAGCACCUAGAAUAGCAUCAUCUGGUCGCAACCUGCCUCUAUCACGUAUUGUCUCACGUACCAUGCAUCCUGACGAUGGUUUUCACGAUCACGCUGGUACCGUCAUGGUUAUUGCUUGGGGCCAAUUCAUGGAUCACGACUAUACCCUCACUGCCACUCCACUCGAUCCUUUCAAUCGUAAUGAUCCAGAAGAAUGUUGCAAUCGACCACCGCAUCAAAAGCAUCCCUAUUGUAAUGAAAUCCACAUUCCUGAGGAUGACUAUUUCUAUCGAUUGUUUAAUGUUCGUUGCAUGGAUUUUGUUCGUGCAUUCCCAUCCGUACGUCCUGGCUGCCGUCUUGGUAGCAGAGUCCCUUUUAAUUUACUCACCGGCGUUCUGGACGGAAACACAGUUUAUGGAGUCACCGAUUUUCAUGCAAGAAAACUACGAACUGGCUAUGGGGGACUUUUAAGAAUGAAUCCAGUGUUUUCUGAAUAUGGACUCAAGGAUCUUUUACCUCUCAAGUUGGAUAUUCCCGAUGAGGGUUGUACACGACCUAACGAAUCGAUGUUCUGCUUCGAGGCUGGGGAAAUUCGAGUGAACGAACAAUUGGUGCUGGCCUGUAUGCAUACGCUUAUGGCCAGGGAACACAAUAGAGCAGCAAAAGCUUUGACCCAAGUGAAUCCUCACUGGGAUGAUGAAACACUUUUCCAGGAAUCUCGACGCAUCGUUAUUGCAGAAAUACAACACGUGACUUAUAACGAAUUUCUUCCUAUUCUAUUAGGCAAAGAUGUCAUGGAGAAAUUUGGAUUGAUACUUCAAAAAGACGGGCAUUGGGAUGGUUAUGACUCGAAGGUCAAUCCAUCAGUGAUUGACGCGUUUGCCUCAGCGGCUUUCAGAUUUGGUCAUUCUCUAUUGCCAACUGCUGUUGAAAGAUGGAGCAAGGCUCAUAAAUUUAUCGCUUCAAAGAGAUUAUCCGAUCUCAUCAGGAGACCUUAUGAUCUAUACCGAGCUGGUGUCAUCGACGAAUAUUUCAUGGGACUGAUGAAUCAGGUUGCUCAGGCUAUGGACGAUUCUAUUACUCAAGAAGUGACGAAUCAUCUUUUUAAGAAAGUUGGCGCUAAAUUUGGCAUGGACUUGGUAUCCUUCAAUAUGCAACGUGGUCGUGAAUUCGGAAUACCCAGUUACAUGGAAUUCAGGAAAUUCUGUGGACUUCCUGGAGCAAGCUCUUUUGAAGAACUCUUUGGAUCAAUGCCAAAUGAAACUAUUCGACGAUACAGCUCCAUUUUUGAGCAUCCAGACGAUGUUGAUCUUUGGUCAGGAGGAGUAUCGGAAAGACCUCUGCCAGGGAGCAUGCUUGGACCUACUUUCGCGUGUGUCAUUGCAACACAAUUCAGUAACUCAAGACGUGGUGAUCGAUUUUGGUUUGAACUUCCCAAUCAGCCAUCGUCCUUUACUCCUGAACAAUUGACUGAACUGCGGAAAACGAGACUAGCUCGAUUAAUCUGCGACAAUACGGAUCUAAUUGACACCAUCCAAAUAUAUCCCAUGGUACUACCCGACCAUGAAAUAAAUCCUCGUGUUCCUUGCCGAACUGGUAUUCUACCUGGAAUCGAUUUUUCCAAAUGGGCCGAAUUUCCAAAUAGAGCAUCUCAAUACGUGAGUAAUGUACCAGGACAAUAUGGCUUUUUGGGUAAAUAAUUGUAGAAAUUUUUGUCACAAAAGUAGAUAAUGAGCACUGUUUAUGAUAAGUGAGUGAUCGAAUUAAAAUUAAUCUGAUCAUUUUCCAGGAGAAAAAUAUAUUUAGCUAGCCUUUAAAUUAUUUUUCUAUCUGGAAAGUCAAUGAAUUUUAAAUACAAGACGGUAUUUCUUCUUAUGGUAACAUAAGAUUGAAGUCAAUCCACAGAUGUAGUAGAGUAGUCUGUAAUUAUUUCGUUUAGCAAUCUGAGACAAAUUGCUAAAUUGAUAAAAUAACAUUUAACAUUUAUUAUCUUAUGAUAAUACUAGACAAGUUAGAAAUAUCAAGUAAACAGCAGUUUGCAAUUCCGAAUCAAGUCACAUUUUUUAUUAUUGUAUUUGCCAUCGUUUGUAACUUGAAACAGAUAAUUUUUUUUUAAAUUAGCUAAUUUUUAUAAAAUGUAUACAAAAUCCAAGCCUUGUAUAUUUUUAAAAAUUGAAUUUUCAGUUUGGUAUAAAAAAAAUUUAGAUUUAGUUUACUAUAGUUAGUGAAUUAAUAAUCCAGAUGGGCUAGAAUGUUGCCAGUUUUAUACUUGACGGGCAUUGCCACAAUAUUUUUUUGAAAAUACUUGAAGAUAUUGGUAAAGUUUUUUUUAAAAACCUUGAUAAUCAAAAAAACACGACUGACAAUUUCAAAUUUCCGUUUAUAUAAUUGUAACACGUUUCGAAGAAAGGUACCGAAGUUAUUUACUUCCUAGGUAUCUUCGCGCGUAUCUAUCACAUUUUUUUAAGUUUUAUGAUCAGUGACUUGCCAUAUGUUUACGAUAACUAUGUAUAUUUAUAUUAAGUAGCAAUUUAGUAAUUAGGAUAAACAAUUGUUUUAUUGAUUCUGCCAUAGUAAAUAUAGAUUAUGAGUAACUGAAUAUUUUGUUUGUGGCAAUUUCGUUAUGGUUAAAAUAAAACAGCUUUCUGUAGAAAAAUCAAACUUAAAAGGUUCUUAGAGUAAUAGACAAACAUAAAUUAUCAUUUACUAUUAAA
Messenger RNA from Leptopilina heterotoma, 3527 nucleotides. RefSeq names its product chorion peroxidase (gene cysu). The coding region runs from base 231 to 2513 and encodes 760 amino acids. Gene Ontology annotation, biological process: response to oxidative stress. Lineage: Eukaryota; Metazoa; Arthropoda; Insecta; Hymenoptera; Figitidae. The record is from RefSeq and is a predicted model, not a curated record. The transcript is spliced from 16 exons. Gene Ontology annotation, molecular function: peroxidase activity; heme binding.